CGCAGCAAGGCAGAGGCGGAGGAGCAGCUGGAAGGGCCGGUCAGGCGGCGGCUCCGCCGCGGUGCUGGGGAUAAUUAGUGUCUGUGAGUCUGUUUGCCUCCGGGGGGCAGGGCGGGGGGAGCAGUGCGUGCCUGGCUGGGUGUGCGAGCCAGUGACUCGCCCCGGCCCCUCCAGCGAAGCCUCCACCCAGCGGGCUGGGAGCCGCCCUGGCCGCGCUCCCCUCCCUGACCCUCCCCUUACCCCGCCGGCCAAGGGAGCCUGGCAGAGCGAGCGGCGCCGGCGUCAUGUGACAGCGGAGACUAGUGCCAGGAGCCUGGGGGAGCCGAGCGAGCGCCCUCCCCUCGCCCAGAGACGCACGGCCACCGCGGAGCGCACAGCCUCAGCCGCAGGGAGCCGGGACGCGGGCCGGGUGCUUUGCUCUGUUUCACAGCCCCCAUCGCAGGGCUUCGGGCGGCGGCGGAGGCCCCCUGCCCUGCUGAGGAAAUACAAAUUGUAAGAAAAUUAUUUCAAGUGAACACACAAGCUAAUAAUUUUGCCCAGGACAACACAGACAUCAGAAGAUUUCACUGAAAAGAUGCUAAUGUUUGAUCCAGUCCCUAUCAAGCAAGAAGCCAUGGAACCUAUUUCAGUGUCAUACCAGUCCAAUUACAUGGACCAAAUGAAGCCAAACAAAUACAGUGUCAUUUAUCCUACCCCAAAUAUGUUGCACAAUAAAUUCUAUCAAACCCCAGAAGGACUAUCUAAUGGAAUCCAAAUGGAGCCAGUUGACCUUACAGUGAAUAAACGAAGCUCACCACAUUCAGCUGGAAGUUCUCCUUCUCCUCUGAAAUUUCAGACUGUACAUAGAAGAGCCUCACCUGGAUUAACUUUGUCCUCACCCAGCCCACCUAUGAAAAAAUUCACCCCACCACCUCCCCCAGGAGUUCAACCUUUUUCCAUGCCAUUAACAAUCCCUCCAGUAAUGGCUGCUCUUUCACGCCCUGGACUUAGGAGCCCUGGGAUACUUCCAAUUAUACAGCCACUUGUGGUCCAACCUGUUCCUUUUAUGUAUGCUCCACAUCUCCAGCAACCUAUAAUGGUGUCUACUGUUCUUCCAGAAGAGUUGGAAAAUCCAAGUAGCAUGCAAGUGCCUGUAAUUGAAUCUUAUGAGAAGCCCACAUUAAAGAAAACAAUCAAAGUAGAACCAGGAAUUGAAUCCCCAAGACCCGAGUUCUAUCCUGAACAAAUGUCUCCUCCAAUGAUGACCUCCUUGUCACCUCAGCAAAUAAUGUUGCAAGAGAAUCACCCUUCAGUUAUAGUUCAGCCGGGAAAGAGACCUUUACCUGUGGAAUCUCCAGACACACAAAGGAAACGCAGAAUACACAGGUGUGAUUAUGAAGGUUGCAACAAGGUCUAUACUAAAAGCUCCCACCUAAAAGCACACAGAAGAACGCAUACAGGUGAAAAGCCAUACAAGUGCACCUGGGAGGGAUGCACGUGGAAGUUUGCUCGUUCUGAUGAACUAACACGACAUUUCCGUAAACAUACCGGAAUCAAACCCUUCCAGUGCCCGGACUGUGACCGUAGUUUCUCACGCUCGGACCAUCUUGCUCUCCACAGGAAACGCCAUAUGCUAGUCUGAAUGUCUCUUGUCCCUCAGCUGCCCAUCACACUUUCUUUUUGUAUGUGCAUUUUAAUUUGGAUUCAGCUGGUCUGAAUCUCUGCGCUUACACAAUUAAAAGCUUCCAUAUGGUCAGUAAUAGAUGUUAUCUAACCUUGCUAUGUCCUUGCCACGGGUCAGACCUAAAGAAUGUGAACAUUUUUUUUUCUAGGGAUGCUAAGCAAACCCUUCCUGCAGACAGUAUGUGUAAUGUAUUCCUUUGUGAAUAAGGGAAUUUGUAAACUAGCAACUUUGUUGGUUUUGCCAUAUAAUCAGCCAGCAUAAAUUGAUCAACGAGUAAAUGUUAUUGAAUAUCCAGUCCUUGCCAGAGACUUUAUUUACGAGCCCUGCAAAGGAUACACUCUCCUUUUAUGCUCAACAGUGCAAUGAAUGGACUUUCUAACAUUGCUGGUUACAGCAGCAAGUUUAAAGCAACACUUUUAGAAAGACACCUUCUCACUGUAGAAAUCCCCUCUGCCAAGACAGUGAAUGACACUGUAAUAACUAACUAAGCAAAGUACUCUCUUUACAUCAUGAAAGAUUAAAUGAUAGCUGAUUUGGACUAAAUGAAUAAUAAUAUUUGAAGAAUCAUCAGCAGAAAUUGGUGUAUACACAUGAUUGUGCCUCUAAACCAACGUCACCUAUCUUUUGUAUUAUACUGUAGUACAUGAGCUUAUGUUUAUUGCAUGAUGCCUUGGUAGAUGCCUUAAGUGUGUGAUUCCUGUGUGACACUAUCUCUGUUUUGUGUGCAGCCGUAUAGGUGGAACACACGGUACUCCUAUGCCAUGACAUGAAAUUAUUUUCACAGAGACCUACCAUACCUCAUUUCAGGGGUAAAGAUGUAUCCCUUGAUAAUCACUCCCCUGUGUUUCCUGUUCUUUAAAAACUUCAUCAUACCUCAAAAGCAGCAGUUGUCAUAUCAAAAUGCUCAAAACUGUACCAUUGGUGGAAGCAAGUGCCAAUUUGAUACACUACAGUAUUUAAAUUUUAGUUCACAAGAUUUUUUUGAUGGCAAAAGGCUAAAUGGCAUCCAAUAGGAAGCACUUCCUGUGAGAAAUUGAGUUGUGUAAAUGUCUCAAAUGAAGAGAGUAGGCUUGAUAAGCCAUUUAAUGACUCUGUGAUUUGAUUUGUGGCUCUGUUGGUUUCUUGAUGCUAGGUGGACCAAGAGAUCCCAUGGAUGUGCUUGUUGUAUUAACAAAAUUGAGUCAGAAAGGUUCAACUCCCAGUUUCAGUUAACAAAAUAAAAUAAAUACCCAAGUAAAACAACCUAAAGUUUGGUGCUAAAUCUGUUCCAGAACUUUGGAGGUGUUAACUGCAUUAAAAGGGAGGUUCCUGCAUUUAUUAGUUGGCUGCUUUUGUGACACCACAAGGAAACAAGAUGUAUUUGUCUAGACUGUUAUGUCCCACAAUGUUUUUUGUUCAGUUCAUUAUGCAAUCAGCUAUAGUUCCUGCAAUAUGAAAAUGUCAUAGUCAAAUUUUCACCUCAUGGAAAAACCCACUGGAAAGGAAAAUAUCUGCAUGCUGCCCUCUAUGGGAAGGAAUUUGAGAGCCUGUGACGCAGGAAGUGUUCAUGACCUUAAACACUGGACACCUGGAAAAUCCUGCAUAUCCAAGGCCUUGGCUACACUUACCCGCUAGUUCGACGGCUGGAAAUCGAACUUCUGGGUUCGACUUAUCGCGUCUAGUCUGGACGCGAUAAGUCGAACCCGGAAGUGCUCGCCGUCGACUGCGGUAUUCCAGCUCGGCGAGAGGAGUACCGCGGAGUCGACGGGGGAGCCUGCCUGCCGAAUGUGGACCAAGGUAAGUUCGAACUAAGGUACUUCGACUUCAGCUACGUUAUUCACGUAGCUGAAGUUGCGUACCUUAGUUCGAAUUAGGGGGGUAGUGUAGACCAAGCCCAAGAGUUGCUGUGCCAGUUUACUCUCUUGGCAGUGUGGUUACAUCUACCUGACAUCCACAGCUGCUCCCCUCUGUCAGCAAAACUGGCAGGAAGGGGAGCGUCUCUAGUAGUAUAAAUAUAGGCCAAUGUAUAGACAUUUGGGAGGGUAAAGAAUAAAUUUAUAUCUUACAGCUGUCUGAACUUUAAUGCCAAGUGUCAGAGUAAUUGGGGAUAUUUUCACUUACUGUACAGAAAAGUGCAAAGGGUGCUUCUGACAUAAAAUAUGAAGUAUUUUCCCUGCUCUAAAAUUAACAUUCAUAUACUAACGUAUGGAACUGGGUAUCCAUUUAUCUAAGGCAGCGGUUCUCAAUCAGGGGCCUGGGGCCCCCUGGGGGUCCAUGUGCAGGUUUCAGGGGUUCCCCCAAGCAGGGCAUUAGACUCGCUGGGGCCCAGGUCAGAAAGCUGAAGCCCCACUGCAUGGGGCUGAAGCCCGACACCUUAAUCCCCACCACCCGGGGCUGAAGCCAAAGCCAGCUUCACGGGGGUCCCAGGCAAUUGCCCUGCUUGCUACCCCCUAACGCAGGCCCUGGCUUUUAUAUGCAGAAAACCAGGUGCGCCACAGGUGGGCUGUGGAGUUUUUAUAGCGUGUUGGUGGGGCCUCAGAAAGAAGUUGAGAGCCCCUGGUCUAAAGAAUUUCUUACCCUUUUGCAAUACUGUGGUGUUACACAGUCAAAACAUACAGUGAGGAAUGAGAAUUUUCAUACCAUGUCUCCCAGCACUUGGAAGUUUUGUGUAAGGGAUCUGAGCCACAUUCUGCUCUCCUACACCACUGUAUGUCUGGAGUAACUUCCCUGGAAUCAGUUGAAACUAUGCCAGAUUUAUAGUUGUGUAACUGGAUAGAAAUGUAAUUACCAGGUAAAUUUUCUCAGCCUUCUGUUGAUAGAUACAUGGCUCUGUCACUAACAUGAAAAAACUUCCUGGAAAGAGAACUAGCAUAGACUAGCACCAAUUUUUUUUUUUUAAGUUCCAGUAACAUCACAGAAUCAAAAUUGAUAUCAAAAUUAAGCUCUAGUUAUUUACAGCUAGCUAUUCCAUACAUGAAGAACUCAUUGACUUUAAUAGGGGCUCCACACAAUGAGCUGCACAGGAUCAAUUCCUGAAUUUGAACUUUGAAAUAUAUCACAGGAGGAUAGAUGUUUGGCAUGCUGUGGAUGAAAACAAUUAUAACCUGGAAACAAGCAGAUAGGAUCCUAUAAAGAAAAGCAGGUGUCAGACGUUCUAAUUCCAUUUCUAUUUUUAACUAAUGUAUCGCAUCAAAUUUGGUAUUUUUGUGACAUUAAAUUUCCCAUGCUGCUAAUUUUUUUUUUUUUUUGGUCUUUCAUAAAACAGUUUUGUUAAGUGUUUGCAUCUUUUGCUCACUAUAAUCUGGGGCUACAUGCUCUUCUGGCAUAACUCCACUGAAGUUACUCCAGCAGAGCAUUAAAUCCCUGAGAUGUAGGCUAUUAAAUCAGCUGUUAACCUGUUUGCCUCUGUUUAAAUAUAUUUAUAAUGAGUUGUAGGGAGAAAUACUGUUAAGAUGCAAUAUAAUUAUAAAAUGCCCUUGGCCAUAUGCUUUAUGACAUAGGACACUGACAGCAGGUUUAAAUUUAAACAUUAAAUAGAAUCUUAAUUAUUUGUAACCAAAUAAGAUCGUUUCAUGUAAAUGCUUUGUAAUAGGAUUUUUCACUUUAUAUAUGUGGUGUCAUAUCUUCUGGGAAGUCAGAAAAGCAAUUACAAAAUAAAUUUUAUCUUUUUAGUUUAAAAUGUGAAUCUGCAUUUUAAAUGGGGCAUUAACUCUAACUUUGGUUUGGGGAGUGCAUCAAAAAAAAAUAUUAACUAAGGAAAUACUAAACAAGCAUCAGCUCCAAUCUAAAGAGCUCACUCCUCCUCUUGUUGUCUGGGUCUAAAGACACGCACACAACUCUGCUGCGGGAUUUGCUUUGUGUAUUUAAAAGAAAAACCUGUGCACUAGCAAUAUUGCACUGUAUAGUAUAGUAUGUAACUUGGAAUACCAUUAUACUAAUAUUGUACCUGUAUGUACCAUUCGACAUUAUAAUGGAUUACAUAUUUCCGAGACAAUCCUUCGGAGUUAAACAGGUAUGACAGGUAAUGUGGUUUUAUUUAAAUAUACACUGUAGUUCUGUAGUGAUCUGUCUAAUGCCACAAACUUGUCUGAAUAUGUUGUCUGUGUUUUGUCUCUGUCAAGGUUAGCAAACUGUAAAUGAAUGCAAAUCCUUUCUUAAAACAAAAAACAUUUUACAUGUAUUAAGAGGGUUACAAAAAUUUUCAUUGUUUUACAGAUAUUAGCACUUUUCUGCUAUUUAUGUACCUUAAAUGUUAGAGGGUCAAAAUAAUCUUUCUGCUUAGCAUUUCUUAAAACAUUACCUGCAAAUAUAGCAGGGAUAUUACAUUUACUUUAAUACUUGUAUAAACUAUACAGAAAUUUUUUAAUAAAAUGUAAUAUAUUUUAUAAGCUAAUAAGACUAAGUGGGUAAUUAAAGGUUUCUAGCAUGCAUUACUAUAACUUGCAAAUACUGAAACAUUUUGGUAAUCUUUCUUACUAAAGAUGUGAAUGUUUAAUGUACUUUCACUGUUUCUACUUUGGUAGUCCAAUGGGAAUUCAGUAAUGACAUUUUGUCAUGUCAAACUGUGAACAUAAAUUUGUACUGUACAGUCCUCAUACUAUAUACAGUAUACAAUAUGUAUUAUACUUGUUAAUAAAACUAUCAGAAUAUUAAA
Molecule: messenger RNA, 6296 nt
Organism: Malaclemys terrapin pileata
Lineage: Eukaryota; Metazoa; Chordata; Testudines; Emydidae
Gene: KLF3
Product: KLF transcription factor 3
Exons: 7
Coding region: 575-1621 (348 amino acids)
Biological process (GO): regulation of transcription by RNA polymerase II
Molecular function (GO): RNA polymerase II cis-regulatory region sequence-specific DNA binding; DNA-binding transcription factor activity, RNA polymerase II-specific
Source: RefSeq, a predicted model, not a curated record